AUGAAACUGCUCUUGCUGUCUACGAUACUUCAGUUGAUCCCGCUGGCUUUUCUCAUCUUGGCAUCCAUAUCUGCACCCACACUUUCUAGCAUCUACUUGGCCCGAGACGGCAAUACUGUCUACGGUAUCUUUGGUUCUUGUGAUGGCACGGGCUGUACAAAACUCACAUUGACACCCAACUUUGGUGAAACAUUGUCUUCUAAUGUUUUAUCCUCCGAUGCUAUAAAUAAACUAUCGCAAGGCUUGAUCGUUGCACCCAUUGCAGCGUUUUUGACCUUUGUCUCCCUGGUGAAAAACUUGGUGGUUGUGUUCAGCAGAAAUUCUUCAACUUUAAACAAGACAACAGCGUUAAUAUUAUCGAUAUUGGCGUGUCUGUCCUCAUCUUUUGUCUGUGUGGCAUCUUUCCUCAUCUUUUACCCCCAUGUCACUUGGUUGUCGUGGUGCUUGAUUCCUGCAGCUUUCUUCAAUUUUGAAAACUCACUUGUUGUUGCAUUAUGUUUCAGAUUGGCACAUCAGCCUCGUAAAGUUAUGGAUACCGUUUACGAUGAUGGCGAUAGAGAUGAUAGUGUGAAACUUUACAAUUACCAACCUUCAACUACAAGUACUUAUAAAAACUACAUGGAGUAUCCCGAGGUUGAAAAGAGCUCCCUUGAGAAAGUCCCAACCUUCCCAAUGACGAAAAUUUCUACACUUGCCUCUUCUGUCACCACCAAGGACAACGACGCCAUAUUUAGUGAAAGGGAAAUCAAAGAAGAGAAUGAUGCCGGAUUUGGAGAGGAAGAUACCCAAACAUUUUCUUCAAGUAGAUCCUUAAAGAUCCCACAUAUUGCAGAUCCGUACUCUGAUGGCUUAAGUGAGAAUCAUCCAAUUGAAAACGAUCACGAUAUUAAAUCUUCGGAAUAUGGUGAAAGCGUCUAUGAUAAAUCAGAGUCAUCUUCCACUUCAAACUUCACAAGUAUAUCACAGAGGCCAAUAAAUCCAAAUUAUUAUGCCGGUGCACCUCCAAAACCAGAUCCGGUGAACUACAGCAGAAAUGUUACAAAUUACCCAUCGAACCAUGGGAACUCCUUCACACAACAGCGUCCAGCUAAUCAAUUUUCAAACCAGAUGGCAGGUAUCCCUAUGCAGAAUAGGUCUGUAUACACACCAAAAUCCAGACCUUAUAUGGUGAUGGGUGGGCCGGGUAAUAAUCCAAAUAUGAAUUCUGAUUUAAGACAAAACCGAAAUAACGGUCAUCCUUAUUCAGGUCAACCACUUGGGAACACUCGACCAGUCAAUCCUUAUAUGACUAAGAAUCCUUACAUGCAACAAAAUUCACCUCAAGGUCUUAGUAGGCAACCAAUUACAAUGCCCAAUAGAAACGGUUUUGUUCCAAUGAAAUACAGAAACCGGAGUAAUUUGGGAAACUUACCUCCUUCUGCAUUAGAUAAUGAUAAUGGUCCAUAUUCAGGAUAUAUCUAG
Molecule: messenger RNA, 1461 nt
Organism: Pichia kudriavzevii
Lineage: Eukaryota; Fungi; Ascomycota; Pichiomycetes; Pichiales; Pichiaceae
Exons: 1
Coding region: 1-1461 (486 amino acids)
Cellular component (GO): cell division site; plasma membrane; growing cell tip
Source: RefSeq, a predicted model, not a curated record